Messenger RNA from Diaporthe citri, 1080 nucleotides. RefSeq lists its product as uncharacterized. The record is from RefSeq and is a predicted model, not a curated record. NCBI's taxonomy places the organism in Eukaryota, Fungi, Ascomycota, Sordariomycetes, Diaporthales, Diaporthaceae. Gene Ontology annotation, molecular function: zinc ion binding; (R,R)-butanediol dehydrogenase activity. Bases 1 to 1080 code for a protein of 359 amino acids. Gene Ontology annotation, cellular component: cytoplasm. The transcript has 2 exons. Gene Ontology annotation, biological process: butanediol biosynthetic process.
AUGAACGCAGUACAAUACUACGGGCAACGAGACGUCCGUCUGGAGCAGGUGCCGCUGCCCGGCCCAGUGAAGCCGGGCUGGGUCAGGAUCGCCCCCAAGUUCUGCGGCAUCUGCGGCACAGAUCUGCACGAGUACGUGAGCGGCGCAAACCUCAUCCCCACGCCGGGACACCCACAUCCCAUCACGGGGGAGACGCUUCCCCUGACCCUGGGCCACGAGUUCUCGGGCGUCGUCGAGGAGGUCGGCGAGGGCGUCACCCACGUCAAGAAGGGCGACAACGUCUGCAUCCAGCCGACCCUCUGGGACGACUCGUGCAACUCGUGCAAGAGGGGCCUCGUCAACUGCUGCGACGGCAACGGGUUCCUCGGCCUGAGCGGCUGGGGCGGCGGCAUGUCGGAGCUGACCAACGCCCCGGCCGCGGCCGUCAAGCCGCUCCCGGCCAACGUCUCCCUCGAGGUCGGCGCCCUCGUCGAGCCCCUGGCGGUGGGCUGGCACGCGGUCAAGAUAUCGCCCUUCAAGGAGGGCGACACGGCGCUCGUCCUCGGGGGCGGGCCAAUCGGGCUGGCCGUCAUCCAGGCGCUGGUCAGCAAGGGGUGCAAGAAGAUCAUCGUCUCCGAGGUGGCCAAGAAGAGGAGGGACUUCGCGACCCACUUUGGAGCGCACGCCGUCAUCGACCCCGUGACCACCGACGUCGUCGCCGAGGUCGAGAGGCUGACGGACGGGCACAGGGUCGACGUGGCGUACGACUGCGCCGGCGUGCAGGUCGCGGUGGACUCGGCCUUCAAGGCCCUCAAGACGAGGGGCAUGCUCGUCAAUGUCGCCGUGUGGAAGGGCAAGGCCUCGCUGAACAUGAACGACCUCGUCUUCAGGGAGCGCGCAUACAUGGGGGUUGCCACAUACGUCCACGGUGAUUUCGAGGAGGUCAUCGAGGCCAUCUCCACCGGCAAGAUCAAGCCCGCGGACAUGAUCACGAAGAAGGUUGCCAUGGACAAGGUUGCCGACCAGGGGUUCAAGACGCUGAUCGAGGACAAGGACAGCCACGUCAAGAUUCUUGUCGACAUGACACAGAAAGUGGCUUAA